CACGGCAUGAAAGACCAUUUCUACGAUGAAGUCUUCCUCAAGACAGGAAAUCCAUCAUCAGGAACAUGGCACUCAAUAUCUCACUGUUUGCCGCAGGAUCUUUUUGUUUCUUAUCCUCUUGUGCAUAACUUUCACCACCUAUAAAUUUCAGCAGAGGCAAAAGUCAUUCAUCAAUCCUGUCAAUGCUACCAUGAUUCUGGUGUGGCACUGGCCCUUUGGCUAUUCCACCCAACUAAACCCCAACAUCUGCAGUGAAACCUACAGCAUUCCCAACUGCGUCCUGAUGGACAGUCGCUCUUGGUUCCACAGGGCUGACUUUGUAGUCUUCCACAACCGGGAGCUGAUCACGGGCAGCCAGAGGCUGCCGACAGAUCGCCCACGGCCCCACUAUCAGCGUUGGGUCUGGUUCUCGCUGGAGAGCCCUGAGAACAAUGGGAACUUGAGACCAUUUGCGGGUUACUUCAACUACACCAUGUCCUACAACCGGGAUGCCGAUUUCUACACACCAUAUGGAAGGCUUGUGCCAAAGAAGCCGGUGAAGGGUGUGACAGUUGAUGAUUUCAUACCAAAAAAUAAGUCUUCACUGGCAUGUUGGGUUGUGAGCAACUUUUCACCCAGACAUAAGAGAACAUCUGUGUACAAUAAGCUUAAGAAAGUCAUUCAAGUGGAUGUAUACGGGGAUCCAUUUAAUAAGUAUCUGAAUCAAAACAGUCUGCUCCCCACAAUCUCCCGUUGCUAUUUCUACCUGUCUUUUGAGAACUCUCAGUUCAAGGACUACAUCACUGAGAAGUUCUGGAGGAAUGCCCUGUUGGGUGGCGCCGUGCCAGUGGUUUUGGGGGCGACCCGGGCGCACUACGAGGCAGUAGCACCAAAAGGGUCCUUCAUCCACGUAAACGACUUCAGUUCUGUGGAGGAACUGGGAAAGUACCUGACGGACCUGGCUGAGGAUAAAGAACGCUACGCCUCAUACUUUACCUGGCACCUGAAUUACACCAUUCAGGUUGGUGGCACCUGGGAGCACAGGAUGUGUUCAAUUUGCACCAUGACUGACAGCCUGCAACCUAAACAGGUCUAUAAGGACCUGCAGGCUUGGGAGUGGAGUAAAUGAUUAAAUCAAUACAGUUAUAUCAAAACAGAGUGAAAGCACCAAUCACAUAUUUUUGCUCUUAAUAUGAUUUUAUAUCAAUAUAUUUCUUACAGUUAUGAUAUGGUUUUA
Molecule: messenger RNA, 1216 nt
Organism: Alosa alosa (allis shad)
Lineage: Eukaryota; Metazoa; Chordata; Actinopteri; Clupeiformes; Clupeidae
Product: alpha-(1,3)-fucosyltransferase 7-like
Exons: 2
Coding region: 26-1108 (360 amino acids)
Cellular component (GO): membrane
Molecular function (GO): alpha-(1->3)-fucosyltransferase activity
Source: RefSeq, a predicted model, not a curated record